UUUUAAGCUGGUACCGCGGGCCAGGCCUACUGGGAUUUUUCACUCACGGUGACGUCGGAGCAGCGGUCCGACAUGAGUCAAGUUCUGUUCCAGCAACUUGUUCCCUUGCUAGUGAAAUGCAAAGACUGCGAGGAGAGGAGAGGGAGCGUUAGAGUGAGCAUUGAGCUGCAGUCACUGUCUAAUCCAGUACACAGAAAGGAUCUAGUCAUCCGUCUGACUGAUGAUACAGAUCCAUUUUUUCUGUAUAACCUUGUUAUAUCCGAGGAAGACUUUCAAAGUUUAAAAUUGCAGCAAGGUCUCCUGGUGGACUUCUUAUCUUUUCCACAGAAGUUUAUAGACCUCCUUCAGCAAUGUAUGCAGGAGCAUGUGAAAGAGACUCCAAGGUUUCUGCUGCAGCUCACGUCUUCAGCUGCUCUUUUGGAUAACUCGCCGGUGUUUUUAAAUGUAGUGGAGACAAAUCCUUUUAAGCAUCUUAUUCACCUGUCACUAAAGCUUUUACCUGGAAAUGAUGUAGAAAUAAAGAAAUUUCUAGCAGGAUGCUUGAAAUGUAGCAAGGAAGAAAAAUUAUCACUGACUAAAUCACUAGAUGAUGUUACCAGGCAACUGCACAUUACACAAGAGACGCUCUCGGAAAAGAUGCAGGAACUAGAUAAGUUGCGGAGUGAGUGGGCCUCGCACACAGCAGCGCUGACCAAUAAGCACUCCCAGGAGUUAACAAACGAGAAGGAGAAAGCCUUGCAGACACAAGUUCAGUACCAACAGCAGCAUGAACAACAGAAAAAGGAUCUGGAAGCCCUCCAUCAACGAAAUAUCCACCAGCUACAAAACAGAUUGUCUGAGUUAGAGGCAGCUAAUAAAGAGCUCACCGAGAGGAAGUAUAAAGGAGACUCCACUGUCAGAGAACUAAAAGCGAAGCUUGCUGGUGUGGAAGAGGAGCUGCAGCGGACCAAGCAAGAGGUCCUUUCUCUGAGAAGAGAGAAUUGUACUCUGGAUACUGAAUGCCACGAGAAAGAAAAGCAUAUUAACCAGCUACAAACAAAAGUGGCCGUUUUAGAACAGGAGAUCAAGGAUAAAGACCAGCUUGUUCUGAGAACAAAAGAAGCAUUCGAUACAAUCCAAGAGCAAAAGGUGGCUUUAGAAGAAAAUGGUGAGAAAAAUCAGAUACAACUGGGAAAACUUGAAGCUACAAUAAAAUCAUUAUCAGCAGAACUUCUAAAGGCGAAUGAGAUUAUCAAGAAGUUACAAGGAGAUCUUAAAACUCUGAUGGGUAAAUUGAAACUGAAGAAUACAGUUACUAUUCAGCAAGAAAAGCUAUUGGCUGAGAAAGAAGAAAUGCUACAAAAGGAGCGAAAGGAAUCACAGGAUGCUGUGCAGUCUCUUCGGGCCAAAGAGCAAGAGGUAUGCAGAUUACAAGAACAAUUAGAAACUACAGUUCAGAAACUUGAAGAAAGUAAACAACUUUUGAAAAAUAAUGAAAAAUUAAUCACAUGGCUAAACAAAGAACUAAAUGAAAACCAGCUGGGAAGAAAGCAAGACACACUGGGGGCCUCUGCCACCCCACCCACACAUUCUGCUAGCAACACCGUCAGAAGUGGGCUUUCUCCCAGCCUGAAUGUGGUUGAUAGUAGACUAAAUUACCCAAGCUGUGGAAUUGGCUAUCCUGUCUCAUCUGCGUUCACAUUCCAGAAUGCUUUUCCUCAUGCAGUAGCUGCCAAAAACACCAGCCAUCCAGUCUCUGGACCAAAGGUGCAGUUUAACUUGCAGCUGACAAAGCCAAGCACGACGUCGGGAGAUGGACAGCCGGGAGCGGCUGUUAACAGGUCUGCUUCAGCUGACAAGGAGAAUGGUGAAAAUUUAGGAUUGGAAUCCAAAUACUUGAAGAAAAGAGAAGAUAGCAUUCCUUUACGUGGACUCAGCCAGAAUCUGUUUAGUAAUUCAGACCAUCAGAAAGAUGGCAUGCUGGGAGCGCUGCAGACAUCUUCCAAACCCACAGUCCUGCCCCCAUCUUCAUCGUAUUUUCCUGGGCCAUUACCAAGUAGUUAAUCCGACACCUUUCACUGCUUACUGACAGUUUAGAAACUCAAGUGACUUAACAGACCAUUAAUAACACCAGUCUUUUCUUGUUCCUGUUAGGUCAUUUGUAUCCUUUAUAAUAGUGCUGCCAUUGACAAACUUAGGACAUUGAUAAGGACUCUGAGUAAAUGGUAUUUUUUUCUGUGAGCACAACAGAAUAUUUUUAAAAAAAGUCACUGAAUUGUAUCGGAUUUUUACCAGUUGGUCUGAAUAAGGACACUAAAUCAAAGAUAAGCCUGCAGAGAAUAGUAGUAAUAAGCUGAAGAAGACUUGUGAUUCAUACUAUCAUUUGUUAUUAAAAAAUCAUUAAUUUGCCACCUGAGAGUUGGGAGGGCUUCCACUUGUGAUCAUUGGUCUACACUGAGUUAGUAUACUGCUUUCAGAGGGUUUUUGUUUGUUUUUCUCUGAGAUAGGGUCUAUUAUGUAGUUCAGGCAGUUCCGGAACAUGCCAUGUAUGUAGACUAGGCUGGUCUGAAAUCCAGAUCCGCCUGCCUCUGUCUCCCAGCACCUGGUAUGUACUACUGAGCCUGAUUUAAACAAUGUAUUUUGGUUUAUUCUUUCUCCUCUCAGGUGCUCUCCAAUUUCCUACCCACCCAAUUCCAUGUUUUCUCCCUUAAAAAGAAAAUUAAAAUAACCAACCAGUAAGAUAAAAAUAUCAAACCAAAACCAAUGGAUUUGACCUUGUGUUAGUCAACGACUCCUGGGUGUGGGUGUUUGGAAUUUGGCUGAUAUACUCCAUAGUCUUAAGCACUUUGAGUGAAAGUAAGUAUUCGUAGUGAGCAGAUUAUUUUCUGACAUGUUUGAUCUGUGAAAUGAUUUUAUAUAAAAAUUGGGCAGUAUAUUUACAUGACUGAAAUGCUUUAGUCAUCUGGGCCGAGCAUAGUUGAUUUUGACACUUCCAUACAAGAUCAUCAGUGGAAUAGCACCAUAAAAAUUUUUAUAGUAUACUUUUACAAUAUUUGUGCUCAGUGUUAAUAAAGCAGGAAAGUUAACUAUUGGAAGUUACAACUUUCUCAUUAUUAAAAACUUCCAAGAAUUAUUCCUUGGAAAUUAAGUAGUUUCAAAAAACAAAACAAAACCAAAACUAACACUCAGUAAUCUUAGAGGUCUAGUUUUGUUUUCUUGUUGAUAACACCCAAAUCUUAUCUGUAAAAUGUAACAAUCAUGUGAUAUUUUCAGUUUCAAGAGGCUGAGGAGUUGGCUCGGUUGUUGAUUAGCACUAGAUACUCUUUCAGAGGACAUGGGGGUUCUAAUCCCAGAACCCACAUGGCAGCUCAUGAUUGUAUGUCACCCAGAGUGCAUCAGGCAUGUGGUUUCUAAAUAUACACUGCUGAAGACAGUUUGAGACUGAGACAUAUAACUAUGAGGGCUACAGGAGAACAGGGAUCUUUAGUCUCACUUUCAGGAUGAUAGCAUCUGCCAUCUAUCUUCAACAAGGAAGGGCUGAAGUAGAAGUUCAGUGAUGUAAGGCUAUUGGUACAACUACUUGAGAGCACUUAUUCUGGAAAGAAGCCUCUUGCCAGCACAGGACUGUUGUAAAUACUGUAAAGUAAGCGUCAGCGCUUGCGGCCGGCUUUGGGAAGGGAUUAAGACGUAUCUAUUAGCUUUGUGAAGAGAUACCCUCCCCUUACUAUUUAUAAACGUUUCCAAGAUAGGCUGUUGGUGAGCUGUCUGUGCUAAGUGUCCACCACACAGAUAGCGCUAACUCUCUGCUCUACCUCUCAGCUUUUGUUUGAAAUUGUUUUGUAUAACUGUACAUGUGUUAAUAAUCAAAAUGUUGUUCUUUGCUAUUUCUGAAAACUGUGACCUUUGUUAAUAAAGCACUGAAACCUCAGAGUUUUA
Molecule: messenger RNA, 3915 nt
Organism: Rattus rattus (black rat)
Lineage: Eukaryota; Metazoa; Chordata; Mammalia; Rodentia; Muridae
Gene: Sass6
Product: SAS-6 centriolar assembly protein
Exons: 17
Coding region: 73-2043 (656 amino acids)
Biological process (GO): centriole replication
Cellular component (GO): centrosome; centriole
Source: RefSeq, a predicted model, not a curated record